AUGGCGUCAAACAACACCAGUUCCUGUCCUGACCCUGGUUCAGAUCUCACUAAAGGAGAAGCUGCCGAGAUCGCUAAAGCAGUCGCAUACCUGUGUAUUUUCAUUCUGUCAACCGUAGGAAACUUUCUCGUGGUGGUGCUCAUGCUAAGAGACCGCCGCUUACGAUCUGUCGCUAUCAAUCAGUUUAUUGUGUCUAUGGCAAUGGCUGAUUUACUGACGUCUUUGUUUAACAUGACGAUAGAAAUCUGGAUCCAUAUCAAAUAUUCCACUGGACAGCAAGUUUUCUGGUUGGAUGGAGCUGGCGGUGUCAUUCUUUGUAAGACUAUUGUUUUUGUUCAGGGUCUCUCCAUGGCUUGCUCAGUCCUAACACUUGUCGCCAUGGCCGUAAAUCGGUACUUUGCUGUCUUUUUCCCACUCAAAAUGGGUACCACAAAGUCUCUGUCCACCUUAACCAUAGUUAUUAUUUGGUUGGUCUCCACGGUCACCGCCUCGCCAAUGUUGUACGCCAUGAGAGUCAUCGAGAAACCAGAUGGCACGCUCCAUUGUAUCGAGGAUUGGACGCCUGCAUUUGACAGUAAGAAGUCUCACAGGAACUACACCAUCUUUCUGCUAACUAUACUGUACGCGAUACCCCUUGUUGCUGUCACUAUGCUGUACACAGCUGUUGUUCGAAAGGUUUGGAAGAGGCAAGUUCCAGGAAACAUCACUGCCCCAAAUCAGUCCGUAGAGCUUGUCACAAAGAAACGCGUUCUCAGAAUGCUCAUCACAAUUGUGAUCGUCUUUGGACUCUGUUGGCUUCCAUACUACACUUAUUUGUCUUUGCUCUCCAUCAUUCACGGCUGCCCGCCUGAGUACGUUUCAUUCUUGGGUCUUUUCCUUGGUCAUGCCAAUUCCGCUAUAAAUCCAUGUAUUUAUGCCAUCUUCAACAAAGAGUGUCGUGCUUCUCUGAGGGGUGCUAAAGGGGCAUGCUUUCCCACAAUGCAUGGAAGUCGCGUACCAAUUAUAGAAACAAAUCAGAACACCGUGAGACAGACUGAUUUGGGCUUCGAAGAGACAUCACGAGGACAAGAACGAAGAACGCUUCUGAUCCGCGAGAUAAAGGAGAUGAAGGAGAUAACCCAGUCACCGCUAAGGAUGUCUCCAUUCAAUUCCUAACGCCAUUCACAAGUGCAAUUUACGUGCUCACAAUAAGAGACCAGUUCUUUCCAUGAGAAUGAACAAAUUAAUCAUUUAUUUGCUUUGCAGAAGGGGAACUGUUCCGGGAAUUCAACCUUAUUGAAAAAUGAAUAUCAACUGGGUUGAAUCUUGUGACUUUCACGAUAACAAUACAAUUUUUAAUCUAUUUAUCUGUACUAUAGAGCCUCUCCGACCUGAAUGUCAUCGCUUAUGGAUUCUCCGAGGCGGAUCCUGUUACCACUCUACAGUCACAACGAGAAAUUAAAUUUCAAUUCAAUGUCGAAAAAAUAAAAAGACAAAAAUGUUAUUUGUUGUUUGAUAAAAAAGGUAGUCUCUAAAAGUAAUAGGGCUUUGAAAUUUAAUCGGUACUAUUAAAAUGGAUACAACAGCUUUCAGACGUAAGGAAAAAAAAAUUCCUUUGCGUUUUUAGUACUUUUAACUGUUGAUAAUCAAAUAUCCGCUCAACAAAUACCUAAGAAAAGUGUCUGUUAUGGCGUCCCCAAAAUAUAAAAAAAACUCGAAAUAGCAAAUCUUCUUUGUAAUUAGAAUUAGCGAUCUAGCUGAUCUAGAAUCAGACUGAUUUGGGCUUCGAAGAGACAUCACGAGAACAAGAGCGAAGAACACCUCUGAUCCGCGAGAUAAAGGAGAUGAAGGAGAUAACCCAAUCUUCUUUGUAAUUUGAAUUUGCGAUCUAGCUUGAAAUCGUCGAGGAAAGGUAUUAUUACCGUUCGUUUCCAGCAUUAAGCAUCUGACCUGGUCUUCGUGAUUUUUUUGUGUAUCGUAAACAGAUGAUUAAAACUUGAUCAUUACAGCUGUGAAAAAAUGAACGGCUUUUCACAUAAGAACAUUGAAAAGUCAGAGUCAGCGGUAUACGGAAUCCCUGUACAGGACAUAAUGACCUUUUUUCAUUUUCUGGAAACAUAUUUAGCUGAGUUGCAAGCAAUUCGCCAUUAUCUUAGUUUUGGCAGCUACUUUCAUCGUCGUUUGUAUAGGAAGGGCUCUUUAGUACUUUUGAACACAGAUUUGUUAAUUCAGCGGGUGGAUAAUGAAUUUGCACAAUUCGAAGGUUUCAUAUAUGGAGUGCAUGUCAAUUGACCUCGUCCACCUUUUUUUACUCUCUGCCUCAAUUCCCUCAAUGGGGGUGUGUGGGGCCGCUCUAGAGGGAGGGGCUGGCCGUUUAAUAUCGCAAGCAGGUGAUAAUUUUUUGGCUAAUAUUCGUGAGAAAACAAACGUAAGGACUUAUGAUUCGCUUUGCAAACGUAUUUUGAAACAGAAGAGGCAAGAUUGAUGAAAUUCUCAUCAUGCAUUGCUUUUCUGGCCUCUGGUUUGUUUGGUCUGUCUCCCAGGGAAUAUUUAAGAACCGUUUUUUUUUUCCCUUUAUCUGUGGGUCUUGAUAAUCUGUAAUAUUGAGCCAUGCAGUAUCAAUAAGACGGAAAUAAAUACUUAAGUUCCUAGUUCGAGCUGCAACGCCAGUUCCUUUCUCUUAAUCAUGAGUAGCAUAAGAAAUGCAAUUAUGAGUUUCUGACCUAAAUUAUUUCCGUUGUAUUAAGCCCCACGCGAAUGCCUCGCAUCCACUAAGAAUCACGCGACACUUGAACGACAAAAAAAAUACAAAGAUGACAUUAUUUAUUAAGGCUUUGAUUUUUCAUCGUUGUAACACCAAUUCAGUUUGUACAUUGAUGGUCUUCACAUGGGAAAAUAAACAGUGCUAAAAUAUACCUGAAUUGUUCCUGAGAACUUGAAGUAGUUUCGUAAUACAUGCACACUUAUUUCUACAUCCGGCUCAUCUCCUUAAAGUCACUCAGUUUUCAGAGGGAGAAAACCGGUUACUUAUCAAAACAUCAGUCACUGGUUAGCUUUAUAGAUAUUUUUGCUCUGAAACUUAAUAAAUUCAAUGAAAAUUACGGCCAAUCUAACUGUCGCUCUUAAAAACAGUUUACAGCGAAUUAUAUAUUCCGAGAAUAAGUGCCAAAGUAUUUGUUAGAGCAGAGCAGUGCAAAGAACCACGAAAUUUUUCCAAUCUAAAUGAUAGAAUAAAUAUGAUUUUAGUGAUAAUUCCUGCACCUUCAUCAGGCCUCAUUUUUUAAUAUUCAAUCUUGGUAGUUUUAAGAUGACUGCAAGCUUUAAAUGGUUCUGUGAUUUAUUACAAAUUGUCAAUCCUAAAAACGGUUUGUUUCUAGGAAGCCGUUAAAAAAAAGUCGAGGUUAUUUUCUUUACAAUAAUUUACAUCCAUUGUUGGAUUAUUUAUUUCAGCAAAUACCUCUAAAAGGCAAUCUUUAUGCAAUGUAAAUUAUUUUGCCAAAAUUGACCACCAUAAGCCGAAAAAUACAAUUAGUUCAGUCUAUAAAUCAGUUCUUAUUGAACGGAUGUGAUUUUCAUUUGCGGCAUUUGCGUGUAGGAAAAACUUGCGAAUGGUUCAUUUUAUGCAUUGUUACAGCGCUGCAAUGUACAAAUACUGGGAUUUUUAUUCAUAGUACGUAUCACAUAAAAGUUUGUAGUAUAGUCUACAUCUCCUUAAUUGUUAUUUACUUUUUAAGCGAAAAUCAAUACCGAGGCCAUAUUUUUUUCAAGCCGCUCAUAUCUGACAAAGUAACAAAGCUCAAGAACACGAAGAAUGAAAAAUAUACAUCAGAUGCUCGUUUAAUUGUUAUUAAAAGCAAAAAGAAAUAUAUAAUUAAGACUUCUUUCCAUAUUCUUUGGAAUCAAAUAAUGAACAUUUAUCUUCUGUCAGGCGGGUUUGGUCCAAUGUCAAGAGAUUGUCGGAAGAAAUAUAAAUAUAUAUUUUUCGUCCUCUUUAAGCUUAUCUUGGUUAUAUAUGCAGCUGCUAGUGCGAUUGUAGUUUUGAUCUUAAAAAGGGUUAGGCAAUCUUUACAGUGUAAUAGGUGUCCACUCAGCGAUACAGUACGAGUGAAUAUACGCAGUGCCACUUUUUAGCAAACAAGAAAUUUUGUUUUAAGCUUUUCUCAAAAGACGCUCGCCAAGGCUGGAGCUUAUUUUUUUUUUCCUAGCUUUCGACGGCUGAAACAACAAAUUUCACCGUGAUAUAAACCGAGCCAGAUAGGUUAACCCCAAGAAAAUGAGCUGAAAUCGUCGUUAUCAGUUUGUAUCGUUUUCAUUUUCACACUUCAAUACAGACUGCAAUCUGUGGACUGUAUUGGUUUGCUCCUGGAAGAGAUAAACUGAUAGUAACAAGUUCUCUUGAGUCUUUUCAUUGCUUCGCCAGCUCAAAGAAAAGGUAAGGAAAGAUGUAAUCUUAAGUUGUUCCAUCUGAAAAACAACGCGAAAAAGAACCUAAAGUUUUAAGAUUUAUUUUCUCAUUUAUUUCAAAUUAGAAUGUCUGCUUCGUUUCUCUUUGAUCACAAACAGUUUUCCUUUCCAUCGGCAGUUGUUUCCUCUCUUCUCUCCUUUUCGGGUCUUAAUAUGUCACUGGGCUAAAUUCUACAAAAAAGCUUAACGCAGGCAGUUUUUUUCUUCUAGUGCAAAAGUUUUUGAGGAGCCAGGAAAGUGGUUUACAAAAGUGCAUGUCUUAUAUUUGGGAAAAUAUGACAUAAAUCAAAGUUUACAUCAGGCUUGCUGAAAGGUUAUUUUUUAAUAUAUUCGUGUAGCAGAGAUAUAGGUCAAGGGAUAAAAGAAAACAUCAGAAGGAUAUGAAAGGACAACCAUCCGAAUUCAAAUAAAAGUGUAGCUUUUCGUGGAGUUAAAUUUGAAUGGCAAUAAAAAUUGUUGUAAUUUCAGGUAACUCUUCGACUUGUAGGCAACCAACCAUUUCCUUAUGUGUUACGUUAAUCUCAGCCUAAUUAGUAAGAAAAUCUGUCUCUACAUAUCGAGAGGAUGAACGUCGUUAGGGCUUGAAAAACCCUGAUUGUUGUUUUUAUUACACAAAGGCAAACUGGAUUGUCUUUCAAAUGUUUUGUGUAGUGUGUCACCUACUCAUUCGUCCCUGUCUAAGCAAAGACAUCUGAUCUGUGUGUUUUCGAGUGCGUUUCUGUUAGCUUACUCGCAACAUGAAGGUGAAUAAUUUAAAUAUGAGCUAGGUGGAACGUAAAAAUGUUCUGAAUAAAAGUAUACAUUGGUAAAGCAAAAAUUUUGUAAAUUAUCGAAGAAAAGACUAAAAUGAUAUUAAGUUUGCCGGACUCCUGUCGAUCCUAUAUUUGACUUGGCUGUCUUUCAGCUGUGUUGUUAAAGUUUUCAGUUACCUAUUCACUGUAAAAGUAAACUGAUCUCCAAGUUACUCCCGAUCAUUCUGGCUCGCUGCUUUACUCUCAACACAGCAAUGUAAACACAAACACAAAGAUACUUUCUCCUUCUGCUUACACAGACGUACACGUAAAAAAAAACGCUGAUCGGAGUGUCUCCUGGAGGAUAAAAUUGUUUUGAUGAAAAUUGUACAUUGGUAAUAGCAAGUGAUAUGUAGUAGAAAAAAAUCCAAUUUCGUUAAACUUCUCCCGACUUUUGCCGACCAUGAAGUCAUCUUUUGUUUCGGUCACCUCUUUCGUCAACAGGUUUGAUUGAUGGCCAGAUUUUGUUUAUCUUCUUCUGUAAGAUUACUCCUGAAUGGCUCCUUAGCUUCUACUCUUCUACUUGCCACAUAACUAUCAUCUGCCCGAAAAAAAUUAAAAGGCCCUACUUGCUUCUGCAAAAAAUCUAAGAAUUUAAUUAUUUAAUUUACAAUAUCAGUCAGCUGUUUAACCUGAAUCGCCGCUAUAGACCACAGCUCUGCUCAGAAAAAGUCGUUGCAGUUCGCAAUUUCUCUCUCAAAAAACCAUUUUUUGGGGCACAAUUAUAAACAUUAUUAUCAGAGUGAGGAGGGAGAGGCUAUAAGAAAAUUCCUGCAAAGGGAACCCUCCCUCCCCCUCCCCCUCCCCCCUUCACAUCGAAGAAAAACUUUUCUCAAGGUCAUCCCUACAAGUAGAAGUUGCUUCAGUCCUUAGAUUUUGACCAGACUCAGGAUUUUUUAUUUUGUUUUUUUUAAUCUGUCAUUUUUAAUCUACAUGUCAGAUCAGAAAACCAUCCGGUUUGUGAAUUAAAACAAAGUGUUUUAAAUAAGGCUUUAAGAACAGGGAUAUGAUUAAGUGUCAUACAUAUAGACCAACAAAUGAUAAAAAUCGAAAUUAGUACGAAAUCAGGGCGAUUUUCUUCAAAUUCGCUCAUGAUAUUUUCUUGGAAUAUUUCUAUUUCUUGGCAGUUGGAAGCUUUAAGCUCAAACAUAUAACUCGAUCUUUCUCAAUUUCUUUUCAAAGGGGUAGGAGUGUUGAAGGUGAUAUACUUGUAGUGAUGAUAGACUUAGGCUGAAUUUUCAGUAAAUAUGAAGACUUUAUCCUUCCCUUCCAUGAGUGUUUCAAAGUGUUAAUCAAAAUAACCUAACCCCGGGAUUAGUCACAGUUCUGCCAAACGUAAUGAAUCUUACCGUUACCCCAAUAGAUAAGAUUAUACUGAAGUUCUCUUGCAAUUGUUGUGAAUAAAUUGUUAAAACCGAAUUGAUAUCUGUAAAUCUAUUGGAGUUAUUCUGAAUAGAUCAACUUACUUACUUACUCUCACUUCAUAGAAAAAAAAAAUGAAUGACAACAUUACCUUGAAUACCACCGAUUUACUCACUCACUGCGUGAUCUCCAACUCGUCUCCGCUCCUACCCGUUUGUCAACUGUUGGCAUAUACGAUCCUUUUUAUCAUGUCCAUAUUUGGUAACAGCAUCCUCAUCGGGGCCAUCGUCAACUAUCCCCGAACACAGACGAUCAUGAAUUACUACAUCAUCAACAUGGCAGUCGCUGACCUGUUGACAACAGUGUUUGACAUGGCGGUGCAGAUUUGGCAUUACGGUUUGUUGAUAGCAAAUAAGCCAUUUGAAUGGUUUAGCGGUGUUUUUGGAGAGUUCAUGUGCAAGUUUGUCGUGUUUAUCCAAGGAACAGCGCAAGCUUGUACCGUUCUCACUUUAGCUGCCAUCGCCAUCAACAGAUUUCUUGCAGUGAUGUUUCCACUGCGUCGUGCGGCAAGCAAAACCAAAGUGGUUAUCAUUCUGCUACUCAUUUGGGGAUCGUCCCUCGCUAUUGCGUCACCGAUGCUUUACACUAUGAGACUUCACGAAGGGCAAGGUGCCUUUUCUUGUAUUGAGAAUUGGGAGCCAUUUUUCGACAAUGCGUCAUCGCCGAGACAUUACACUCUGGCUCUAUUCAGUUUACUGUAUGUCGCACCUCUUCUGAUGAUAGCCAUUCUGUACUCGGUUAUUGCAUUUAAACUUUGGGUGAGAACAGUCCCAGGAAAUGUCACAGCGCCAAACCAACUGCUUGAGCUUGAGACAAGAAGGAAAAUACUGAAGAUUUGUAUGACAGUGGUUUUUAUUUUCACACUUUGUUGGCUCCCCUAUUAUAUUUACCUUAUGAUUCAAUUUGUUCCUGAAAAUAACGGCAAAUGUUAUCCCCCAGAAUACGUAGCUUUCUUAGGGCUUUUUUUUGGUGACGCAAACAGCUCUAUUAACCCGUUUAUCUACAUCAUAUUUAACAGUGAAUACCAGAAGGGCAUGAAAAAAGUCCUCAAGCGCUGCUGCAUUCCUUGCAAGUCGAAUAAACUGCGCAUGUACUCUAGCAGAAUUACACUCAUCAGCUAUCCAUCCUUGCGGACCUUUAGGGAGCUAGAAUUAACACCUAUGAGACAAACUCUGCACCAAACCAACAGCGGAUUUAAGCAAGGGUAUAUCAUUUCUUGA
Pocillopora meandrina is the source of this 7876-nucleotide messenger RNA. The record is from the annotation of a GenBank genome assembly. Lineage: Eukaryota; Metazoa; Cnidaria; Anthozoa; Scleractinia; Pocilloporidae.